Coffea eugenioides is the source of this 954-nucleotide messenger RNA. RefSeq lists its product as uncharacterized. Bases 117 to 581 code for a protein of 154 amino acids. The transcript is spliced from 4 exons. The record is from RefSeq and is a predicted model, not a curated record. Gene Ontology annotation, cellular component: cytoplasm. Gene Ontology annotation, molecular function: mRNA binding. Lineage: Eukaryota; Viridiplantae; Streptophyta; Magnoliopsida; Gentianales; Rubiaceae.
UUAGCCAGUAUAUAAAGCAUAACCAUCCAUUACAAAAUUCGCAAGUUCCCUGAACAACCUCUCAUUCUUCCACAACAAUUCUGUUCAGCUUAUCUAAAUUUUCUUGAGUAAAGAAUAUGAGCAGGCCAGGAGAUUGGAACUGCAGGUCAUGCCAGUACCUGAACUUCCAGAGGAGGGAUUCAUGCCAGAGAUGUGGAGAUCCACGACCUGGUGAAAGAGGUGGUGAUUUUAUGGGAAGAGGGAAUUCGUCAUUUGGGUUUUCAUCAGGCCCUGAUGUAAGGCCUGGAGACUGGUACUGCAGCUUUGGAACCUGUGGUGCACACAACUUUGCCAGCCGCUCCAGCUGCUUCAAGUGUGGUGCACUGAAAGAUGAAUCCUCCGGUGGUGGCUUCGAUGGUGAUCACAUGCCUCGACAGAGAGGUUUUGGGUUUGGUGGUGGAAGUAGUGGAGGGCGCUCUGGAUGGAAAUCUGGUGACUGGAUUUGCACCAGGUCAGGAUGCAACGAGCAUAAUUUUGCUAGCAGGACAGAAUGUUUCAGAUGCAGUGCACCAAGAGAAUCCGGCAGCAGGUCUGCGUAUUAAUUCUUCAAGAUUCUCCAUUUUUGGGUUUGGAAUCUGAGAGAAUCAAGAAAGAUCGAUCCUUGACGUGCCAGAUGAUGUUGCAACCAAAUUUUCCUAUCCCUACCAUUUCCUACUUUUGCAGCUUUGAGUUUCCAUACUUUUGUCUAUCAUCUUCUUGUCAUGUAGGAGCUUUAGACGAAUGAUGGUUGAGAAAUUCAUGUUUAGCAUAGCUAUAUGUCCUUGUUUGCGGUAUUAGUAGUAGUAGUCCUCGUUAGUUAGUCAUAGCCUUGUACUUCUUGUUGCUUCAAUCUAAAUUAAGUGUGUUCAGAGAGUGUCAACCUUGGUACUACUAUUUGAUAUCAAGUUCCCUAAUGAGUUUUAAUUACUUAGUUAA